Molecule: messenger RNA, 2303 nt
Organism: Syngnathoides biaculeatus (alligator pipefish)
Lineage: Eukaryota; Metazoa; Chordata; Actinopteri; Syngnathiformes; Syngnathidae
Gene: lratb.1
Product: lecithin retinol acyltransferase b, tandem duplicate 1
Exons: 19
Coding region: 160-2124 (654 amino acids)
Source: RefSeq, a predicted model, not a curated record
GCGUUCACUCUUCCUUUUUACCACUAGAGGGUGCCAUCACGCUCCAAUGGGGGGAAAAAAAAAACCCAACAACAACAACGAAGAAGAAGACCGGAUGUGCUUCCAGAGCACCUUGAACUGGUCCAACUUUUCUCUCGGGUUCGUUCAUAGUUGUUGGAGAUGUUUGGGUGUGCCUUGUGGCGUUCGCGGGCACCAAAGCGUGUGACACGCUCACGCGUGAUUCUAUCAGCGUCCAGAAGGCCCUUGACGGACGCAGGCCCGGUGCGCAUCGGCUGCGCCUCGGGAUUCUGGGGCGACACGGCCACCUCAGUGCCUCAGCUGGUCCACGGUGGGAAAUUGGACUUUUUGGUGUUUGAUUACCUGAGCGAGAUCACCAUGUCACUCCUCACAGCAGCCAAGGCGAAGGCACCUAACCUGGGUUACGCUCCAGACUUUGUCCAGGCAGCGUUGGCCCCGUCCAUCCACGACAUCCACGGGAAAGGUGUUCGGGUGGUCAGCAACGCGGGCGGCGUCAACCCGCUGGCCUGUGCCGCGGCCAUCCGGGAAGUGGUCAAGAAGGCUGGCUUGGACCUCAAGGUUGCCGUGGUGACGGGUGAUGACCUCAUGCCCCACAGAAGCUCGCUGUUGGAGGUCAAAAUGGCCGACGACGGCAGCACCCGCGCCUUGCCGAAAACGCUACACAGCGCGAACGCCUACCUCGGGGCAUCGCCCAUCCGCCGCUGUCUGGAUCUCGGCGCCGACGUCGUCGUCACGGGCCGUUGCGUGGACAGCGCCCUCGCCCUCGGGCCGCUCCUGCACGCCUUUGGGUGGGGAAAAGGCGACUUGGACCUGCUCGCCGCUGGAAGUUUGGCAGGCCACCUGAUUGAGUGCGGCGCUCAGAGCACGGGCGGGAUCUUCACCGACUGGCGCGGCGUCCCCGACUGGGACGACAUUGGCUUCCCGGUGGUGGAAUGUUCCGCCGACGGCUCCUUCAUUCUCUCCAAACCGCCAAAGACGGGCGGCCUGGUGUCGUUUGGCACGGCCGCCGAGCAGUUGGUGUACGAGAUCGGCGACCCGCGGCGGUACGUGCUGCCCGACGUCAUCUGCGACUUCAGCCGUGUGCUCAUACAGGAAGUGCCUGAUGUGGACGGCGGCGCCGUGAAGGUGAGCGGCGCCAAAGGCUUCGCUCCCCCGCGCGACUACAAGGUGUGCGCCACCUACAUGGACGGCUUUCGCGCGACCGUCGUGUGUCCGCUCGGCGGCCCGAGAGCGGCGGAAAAGGCCCGCAGGACCGCAGAGAGCAUCAUAAAAAGAACAAGGCGCAUUUUCAAGCAUUUGCAUCUGGACGACUUCACCGCUGUCAACAUCCAAGUUCUGGGAGCGGAGGACACGUACGGCGCCAACGGAUCCGACAAAGACGUCAGGGAGGCGGUCCUGUGGUUGGCCGUCCGCCACAAAGAAAAGAAGGCGCUGGAGGUCUUCUCCAGGGAGAUCGCCUCCGCUGGCACCGGGAUGGCUCCCGGACUUUGCGGCAUCGUGGGCGGGCGUCCCCGAGUGUCUCCCGUGCUGAAGCCGCUCUUCUUCUACUAUCCUAAAUCUCAACUCCAGCUGGACGUCCACAUGGACGGGCAGUGGGUGGAGUCUCUCUCGGAGGCGGGGCCUGACACGACCGAGCAGGAAGUCCCUCCCGAGGGGGUCGAGGAAGGCCCUGACGCGGAUGGAGCAAGACGCACGUCUCUAUUACAAACGGGUCUAUGUUGUGGUUUUGACAUCGUAGAGCUUCCUGGCGGGCCACACUGCUACACGCUGGAAGAACUGGCCUACGCCAGGAGCGGCGACAAAGGAGACUCCGCCAACAUCGGAGUGAUCGCUCGUCACGCUGGCCUCUUCCCCUACCUGAGGAAACACCUGACUUCCUCUGUGGUUGAGGAAUACCUGGCCCACCUCUUCCCGGCGGGCACGCGCGGAGCCGUGACGCGAUACACUCUGCCAGGGAUCAACGGACUCAAUUUUGUCCUGAAGAAUUCACUUGGUGGGGGAGGGGUGGCGUCUUUGCGGAGUGACCCCCAGGGAAAAGCCUUGGCUCAGAUGUUGCUGGACUUGAAACUCCGGGGCCUUCCCGACCUGGCGCCCCUGCUCGGUUAAGCCCGUUUUAGCAACGGCGGGCUUGACUGUCAGCUUGGAUCACGACCUCUGCAAAUUUCACGAGAGCCGUGACCUCUGCCUUCGCUCUGUGGCAUGUCACUUCCUCCUUAAUUGCAAACAGGCCCUCAGUCGUCACGGCGACCGCCACCAGCUAAACCCCCCCCCCCCCCCCCCCCCCG